This is a messenger RNA of Hippocampus comes (tiger tail seahorse), 657 nucleotides long. RefSeq names its product centrosomal protein 20 (gene cep20). Lineage: Eukaryota; Metazoa; Chordata; Actinopteri; Syngnathiformes; Syngnathidae. Gene Ontology annotation, molecular function: protein binding. The transcript is spliced from 4 exons. Gene Ontology annotation, cellular component: ciliary basal body; centrosome; motile cilium. The coding region runs from base 58 to 480 and encodes 140 amino acids. The record is from RefSeq and is a predicted model, not a curated record. Gene Ontology annotation, biological process: cilium assembly; microtubule anchoring.
GUUAGUCUCAUUGCAGACACACGAAGAAAAGCUGGUGGUUUGUUUACUCCUGUUGCAAUGGCUACCAUCACCGAACUUAAAUGUGCCGUGAGAGAAACUUUGGAGCGCCGCGGCGUGCUGGGACAACUGAAGGCACGCAUCCGGGCUGAAGUGUUCGGUGCUCUCGAUGACCAACGUGAACAGCGGCCGCCGCUGUCCCACGAAAACCUGCUCAUCAAUGAGCUCAUCCGUGAGUACUUGGAGUUCAACAAAUACCGACACACAGCGUCGGUUCUGAUAGCAGAGUCAGGCCAACCCCAAGUUCCCCUGGACAGACAGUUUCUGGCGAGUGAGCUGAGAGUCGCUGAGGAUAUGAGCUCCAAAUCGGUGCCUCUUCUGUAUGGUUUGGUGUCGCACUUCCUGAAUAGUGGUGAUGAUGGAAGCAAGGUGUUCCUCAAGGGCACCUGUACGAGUAAUACAGGACACAGAACUGACAGCUGACACUGAGACUCACACCAUUCAAUCAUCAUCAUCAUCAUGUUUUUUUAUCGAUCUCAUCAGCAGAGAGCUCACAAGUCGUGCUGAUGUGCAGUUUGUACUUUCAAAUUCACACUUUAUUUAUUUGCAUGUGCUCUUCUGCUCCCUUCAUGUUUUUCCAUUUUGUUAUUUAAAAUAAAG